CCCAGCGCGGCGCCCGCCCGCCCACCCCCGCGGCGCCGCUGCAGCCCCCGCUCCCAUAUAGGCUGCUCCGCCGCGCUCCCCGGGCCGCCGCCGCCUCCUCCAGGCAUGGCACAGGGCUCUACCUCACUAUGGCAGCAGCGCGGCACAGCACCCUGGACUUUCUGCUCGGCGCCACAGCUGAUUGCAAUGCCGUUCUUAAAGCUCUACAGCCCAUUUUUCAGGAGCAGGGAAUGACAGAAACAGUUCAUAACUGGGAAGACCAUGGUUAUUUAGCAACCUACAUCAAAAAAAAUGGCAGUUUUGCCAAUUUGAGAAUUCACCCUCAUGGAUUAGUGUUGGUGGAUCUGCAGAGCUACAGUGAUCACACGAAAGAAAGAGAGGAGGUCGAUCAGCUUCUAAACAAAGUAGAAGAAAGAAUGAGAGAAUUUUUCCAUGGUAAUAUAAAAAGGGUGAAACGGUUGCCAGCCAUUUUGAGAGGAGGUGUCAUUGACAGAUACUGGCCCACAGCUGAUGGACGCCUGGUGGAGUACGACAUAGAUGAAGUUGUUUAUGAUGAAGAUUCACCUUUUCAGAAUAUUAAAAUUCUUCAUUCAAAACAGUUUGGGAAUAUUCUUAUUCUCAGUGGGGAUGUCAAUCUGGCAGAGAGUGACCUGGCAUAUACUCAAGCCAUAAUGGGCAGUGGAAAGGAAGACUACACGGGGAAAGAGGUGCUAAUUCUAGGAGGUGGUGAUGGAGGUAUACUAUAUGAGAUAGUCAAACUGAAGCCAAAGAUGGUUACUAUGGUAGAGAUUGACCAAAUGGUAAUUGAUGGAUGUAAAAAGUACAUGCGUAAAACAUGCGGAGAUGUCUUAGACAAUCUGAAAGGAGAGUGCUAUCAGGUUCUAAUUGAAGACUGUAUUCCUGUACUGAAGAGGUAUGCCAAAGAAGGAAGGAUGUUUGAUUAUGUAAUUAAUGAUCUGACGGCUGUUCCAAUCUCCACAUCUCCAGAAGAAGAUUCUACAUGGGAAUUUCUGCGGUUGAUUCUUGACCUCUCAAUGAAAGUCCUGAAGCAAGAUGGAAAAUACUUCACACAGGGAAACUGUAUCAAUCUGACUGAUGCCUUGACUCUGUAUGAAGAACAACUUAGCAGGCUCUAUUGUCCUGUGGAGUUUUCAAAAGAAACUGUGUGUGUUCCCUCCUACAUGGAAUUAUGGGUAUUCUACACUAUUUGGAAGAAACAAACUGACAUCUGAACAUCAAGAUUAUUUACAAUUAUCCUAAAUGUACAUGCUGCAUGGAGCAUAUAGGCCUACCACGUGCUGCAUAUUGGCAUCCUGAACCUUUAAAUUAUAUGCUGUAGAUGAUCCUGAAACUUAGUCAUGCUAUUGAUUGUGAAUUCUUUAAAUGUUUUUUUAUUAUUAUUUUAAUUUAAAAGCAAUGGAAAAUGUAUAUUUUGAUGAGCUAGGGUGUUAUUUUUGAAAGUCAACUUAAAGAUGAAUAAGCAGCAAAACUAUAUAGCUGCUGAAUGCACUGAACCUUUAGAAUGUGAUCCUUUUUAUUUUUUGUAGAUCUUCACAAACUGAUUAAAGAAGACAUCUUUAGCAUUUCAUCCCUGAAGGGGGUGGUCCAUGGAGUUUGUUUUGGGUUUGGGGGGUUGGUUUUUUUGUUUGUUUUCCACCGGAUUUUUUAAUCUACGGUGCUUUUAAAGGAUGGAGAGAGUUUUUUUGCUUGAUUUUUAAAAAUGAACACCACAGUGCUUCCAUAUGAAGAAGAAUGGCAGAACUAAAAAAGAAAAAAAAAUCCAAUGAAAGCGUACCCCAAACCCUCAAAUCCUUCACUGCAAAGAGAAGAAAGCAAGUCAUAAAAUCUGUUUAUCUACUCUUGUUUCAUUCAGCAUUGCUGUAAUCUCCUCUGCAGGAGAAGUAUUUUUCACCUUUCACCUCAUGGAAUUCUUUAGCUGCUGCCACAAGGAUAAUUUGGAUUUUGGUAUGGAUUUAACAGUAUAUUGUAGAAGCGCUUUGUACUCUUAUCAGCAUGCUAAUUAAAGCUGGUUUUCCAUCCCACCAGAGUGCAAGAAAUUGGGUGUAAUGAAGUUCUUGUGGGCAUACACUCCUCAGUCUUAUAGGAAGCACUGGGUUCUUGAAGAAGGAAAGGUUGCUUUAGAGAGCAAAGAUGUGGGUGUGAUCUAGAUAUAUAUAUGCACCAUUACUGAAUGUUUUGAGGCAAGUGUAUCUACUUAAGAAGGUUAAGUCCUGCUUGUAUUGCCAGAGUUAAACUGCAAGGUUUACUUGCAGUGUAAGUAUCAGUAGAAACUAGGUUGCAUUGUAGUAUUUUUCUGAAACACAAAGCUUUUUUUUUUUUUUAACUGUUUCUCUUGUCGUCUGAAAAACUAUAUUUUUGUAAGAAUGUACUGACUUAAACUUUGCUUUCCGUGUGUAAAGGAUCCCACUUGAAAGGAGGUAGGAAGAUAUAACUGUUCUGUGCAUUUCUGUACAUUUCCAAGAUAGAAUAAAAGUGCACUAUUUCCCUAAA
Messenger RNA from Calypte anna (Anna's hummingbird), 2511 nucleotides. RefSeq names its product spermine synthase (gene SMS). Gene Ontology annotation, biological process: spermine biosynthetic process. Gene Ontology annotation, molecular function: spermine synthase activity. Lineage: Eukaryota; Metazoa; Chordata; Aves; Apodiformes; Trochilidae. Bases 129 to 1232 code for a protein of 367 amino acids. The record is from RefSeq and is a predicted model, not a curated record. The transcript has 11 exons.